Molecule: messenger RNA, 1020 nt
Organism: Alternaria viburni
Lineage: Eukaryota; Fungi; Ascomycota; Dothideomycetes; Pleosporales; Pleosporaceae
Exons: 1
Coding region: 1-1020 (339 amino acids)
Source: RefSeq, a predicted model, not a curated record
AUGGACUCAUCAUCUGCCACAUACCAAGACGUUGUUGACCGCGUACUCGCCGUCACUACACCCACGGAAGCACCACGGGAUGAGCCGACGUGCUUUGUCUGUGGUCGAGAAUAUGGAAGCAUCGGUGCAGGCGUCGAGACACACCUGGACUUCCUCAGCCAACUACCGGGAGCAUACAGGAAGACCUUCCUCGAACAAACUGUCGAACCAAUCCGGACACCAUGUGGACAUGUCUUCUGCCUUUCUUGUCUGAGUGUGUGGUUCAAAAGAAAGCGAAGAUGUCUUUGCCCCAUGUGUCGCGAGCCGAUUGAGAUUCCCUUCCUCUAUGAACUAGAAAACACAGACGACGGUCGACGCGAUGUCGGCAUCCAGGGCCUCUCCCUAUCCCUGCAUAUACCAACAUCUCUGGCAAAGGAGACGUACCGCAUCAUUAACUUGCAGACUCGAGAACUGCUCACCACUACCGCUCCGAUGCCGUUCCAGUGGAAUGCAGAAGCCAUGAUCCACGAUUUGCCCAUUAUGAUGAUCAACGUUGCUCGCCGCUUCCAUUACCAGUCGUUGAGAAAAGAGGAAGGGGUACCCAAAGAUCCCUCGUACAUGAAGCGACACAACCCAGUACAUCUCAUAACGGCACAACCUCGGUUCAACGAUCCCACGUCUCUCGCGCGCCCUGACGCACCUCUCGCCAAGCACGCAGAUGCUUUUGAGAUGUACCGGCUCGUAUGCGACCGUAUCAGGGAUCUUGAGGGCACAGUAGGUGACGGCUGCGGUCGAUGCGCAAACUGGGAGGCCUUAGCGCAGGCAUUGAUGUACAGAAUCGUUCGACAGAAGAUGCCUCAGGCCGACGGAGGUAUCAGCCGGAUGCGUUGGCGGCACUAUGUGUGGUGCGUGAUCAAGGCGGUGUUUGUCUGGCAAGCGUACUGCGAGCGCGCACGUAGGUUGAUGUGCCUGCGUACACAGCAAGUGAGCGUUGAUACUACAAGGACAGAGGAGGGCGUCCGAAUGUAUCAGGUGGGCUGA